ACGCGAGUGGAGGGGAGAGAGGGGUUUUCAGGUCAGGCUGCAACAUGGACGCUUCCAUCGCGAGGAGAACCUCACACGCGAGGUUCAGCGUGAGUCGCGAGAGCGUGGGAAUCCAGAGGCGGUUCAGCGUGAGUUUCGGGGAAGCGGGCCAGACCCUCAGCCACGUGACCAGGAAGCUCUCCUCCACCAUUGGAUGGAGGAGUCUCGGCAACCGGGAAAUAGCCAAUCAGGCCCGCAGUCUCUGCAGCCAGAUUGCUCUCCUGUUGAUUCAGACGUUGCCAAAAAUUGCAUCCAUUUUGACUUAUUCUUCUCCAUUUUUUAUCCCCCCCCCCCCAAAGUACAUCCGUUGGCGACUGAAGCGGAGCGGCAUCAACCACCGCAAGCUGGGCCUUCAGAGGCUCCGCAGCGUGGCGAACCUCCCCGGCGGCCUCACGCUCUGCCAGGUCUUCGGGGCCCUCCAGACGAUCGGCCUCGAGCUGGAACGCAAUCACCCCAAACUCUAUAGCUCCGUGUGUCGCCAGGUGUGCGCAACCAUGACGUCGGAGAAAGUCCUGCGCCACACGCUGACCCUCCUGGGCCGCGAACUCUUCCGCGGGGACGUGACGUGGGGGAAGAUCGGCUCCCUCUUCGCCGUCACGGGCUCCCUGGCCAUCGACUGCGUCCGCCAGGGCCACGUGGAGUUCCUCCGCCCCCUCGUCGAGACGGUGGGGAACGUGAUCGAGAACGAGGCUUCCAUCUGGAUCCUGGCGCAGGGCGGAUGGCUGCAACACGAAGUCGUUUUGGAUAUUAGAGCUAACCGCACGGUCAACAUGGAUUAG
Darwinula stevensoni is the source of this 818-nucleotide messenger RNA. Lineage: Eukaryota; Metazoa; Arthropoda; Ostracoda; Podocopida; Darwinulidae. The record is from the annotation of a GenBank genome assembly.